Molecule: messenger RNA, 429 nt
Organism: Hipposideros armiger (great roundleaf bat)
Lineage: Eukaryota; Metazoa; Chordata; Mammalia; Chiroptera; Hipposideridae
Gene: NDUFA2
Product: NADH:ubiquinone oxidoreductase subunit A2
Exons: 3
Coding region: 21-320 (99 amino acids)
Cellular component (GO): respiratory chain complex I
Source: RefSeq, a predicted model, not a curated record
GGGGUUGUAUAGUAGCAGAGAUGGCGGUUGCUGCGGCUAGUCGGGGGGUCAGUGCCAAGCUGGGCCUACGAGAGAUUCGGAUCCACUUAUGCCAGCGCUCGCCCGGCAGUCAGGGCGUCAGGGACUUCAUCGAAAAACGCUAUGUGGAGCUGAAGAAGGCGAACCCCGACCUACCCAUCCUAAUCCGCGAGUGCUCCGAUGUACAGCCGAAGCUCUGGGCCCGCUACGCAUUUGGCCAAGAGAAGAAUGUCUCUUUGAACAACUUCAGUGUUGAUCAGGUAACCAGAGCCCUGGAGAAUGUACUAAGUGGCAAAGCCUGAAGCUCCCACUGAGGACUGAGCAACAACCCCACAGCCUUGGCUGUGCUGCACUGAGUACAAUGGAAAAAUGUAUUCUGUUCUUUAUAAAGCUUGUGCUGUAAGAUGCUCU